UGCGUGUGUCAGUGGUAGACGCUAGUUGUUUGUUUUUAGAUAGAGUAAAUACCCUUAUCGGUUUUUGUACUGUAUUCUCAGAUUUAUAAGAAUGCUAAGCCAGAGCCUAAAUGCAAACGGUCCAAGAGGGCCAAACUUUGCCCAGAUUCUGAAGAUGAAUGUGGCUCCACGUCUUGGCUUCAGACAGUUUUCCUUGGCACCUCGAUUUUCAUUUCCCUCUAAUAGCUCAAGCCUGAAAUCAAAAGAAGAGGAAGUUGUUUCCAAACCUGAUAAAUUUGGCCAGAAUCCAUUUUCACAACCAGAACUUAUUUCUGAUGAGUUUCUUGAAAAAUGUAGAGAUGGCACAAUCCAUGCUGUUUCAGCUUUGUAUCAGUUGUCCCAGGUUCAACAGUUUGUGCUUGAAUUUAAAGAAACCACAACUCCAGAUAGCAAUCCAGGAUUAUUGUUUGCCUUCUGUGCUGUGAUCAAUGGAAUUAAGUAUAAAACAGGACUGGGAAAGAAGAAGAAAGAUGCCAAAGCCUCAGCUGCAAAGCUAGCACUUGAUGAGCUGCUUCAGACCCUUGUCCCUAAGUCAGUAAUUAAGGAAACAACAGAAGGAUCACCUCUAUUGCCAAUAAAUUCAAAUGAUGUAUCUUGCCCUAAGUCCAUAUCUGGCAAAUUUGGUCAUGGCAUAAAUACAUCUCCAUUUUCAAGGAUCACAGAAUGUGUUCAACGUUUGUUUAACAGUCUUCUUGAUAAGUACCCUGAGUUCUAUAGUUGUGGAAGCACAGUGGCAGCAUUUAUUAUUGAGUCACCUACAGUAUGUGAAGUUGUGGCAUUGGGAACUGAAACCUGUAACACUAGUGAAAAUGUUACUGGAAAUGGACGGAUAGUUCAUGACUCCCAUGCUGUUGUAACAGCAAGACGCUCCCUUCUUCGUUAUUUUUACAGGCAACUCUUACUUUUCUACAGUAGAAAUAGCUCAGUGGUGGAGAAAUCUAUUUUUCAGCCAGACAAUACUACCAAGCUACUAUGUCUCAAACCUAACAUUACUGUUCAUCUUUACCUGAAUCAGCUGCCAAAAGGAACUUCUCAAUUUCAUUUGCAGAUGAGAUUGAACCCACACUCAGCAGCAACUUACGAACUGAACAACCAGUUGGGAUUGCAUGUAAAUGUGGAAGGAAAUUUGUUCUCUGUAUUUUCCUGCCAGUUUAAUCAAGUGGAUACUAAAUUAAUGAGUAUAUCUGGCAUUGACAAGCUGACUCAGUGGGAAGUACUUGGCUUUCAAGGAGCUUUGCUUAGCCAUUUCAUUGAGCCAGUUUAUAUAAGCAAUAUUAUAAUAGGAGGUGUAGACUGUAAUGAUGUUGGAGGUAUGGAAAUCGCACUUAAGCAAAGAGUUGAUGGAAUCACAUCAAAGCUACCCUUGUACUACUGUGUCUAUAGACCUCAUAUUAGCAUAGUACCUGCAGUUUUCCCCCACAGAGUAAAACCUGCACAGAAGUUCAUUGGUUUAAAUUGGAUCCAAGGUGACCUAUCUCUGGAAGUUGUGGAUGGUAAAAUUGGUAAAUCAGUGGAAAGCUCACCCUUUAAAACUGGUGCAGGAAUGGCAAGUCGCCUGUGUAAAGCUGCUAUGUGGAGUCGUUUCAAAUUGGUUGCAAAAGAAGCAAACAGAAAAGAUCUGCUUAAUUGUGUGACAUACAAAGAAGGAAAGGUGAUGGCCAAACCUUAUCAGGAGGCAAAAAAUAUCUUCAGGACCUAUCUACACCAGCAUGGUUUUGGCACCUGGAUAACAAAAUCUCCACUAAUUGAACAGUUCUCCAUCUGAAAGAAGAGUCUGUAAUAGAAUUCUGCUAACUGGAAUACAGCACUUUACAAUAUAGUUUU
Erpetoichthys calabaricus (reedfish) is the source of this 1863-nucleotide messenger RNA. It is a transcript of the gene adad1, whose product is annotated as adenosine deaminase domain containing 1 (testis-specific). Gene Ontology annotation, molecular function: double-stranded RNA adenosine deaminase activity; tRNA-specific adenosine deaminase activity; double-stranded RNA binding. Lineage: Eukaryota; Metazoa; Chordata; Cladistia; Polypteriformes; Polypteridae. The transcript has 12 exons. Gene Ontology annotation, biological process: adenosine to inosine editing; RNA processing. Gene Ontology annotation, cellular component: cytoplasm; nucleolus. The coding region runs from base 92 to 1804 and encodes 570 amino acids. The record is from RefSeq and is a predicted model, not a curated record.